GACUAACGCGGACUUGUUUUCCCUUUUGUACUGUAGCAAUGUGUCAAAAAAAAUAUCAAAUGGAAUCUGGUGCUGCAGCCUGUAAAGUCGGGGACUUGUAAAAAAUGAAAAAAUAUUCAUCGCAUCGUAUCCAUCCAUCCCACACCCGUGUCGUGCACUCGUGUCCUCUCCCCUCCGGUUCCGGUUCUAAUAGCCACAGGCACUCACGCACCCACCAGUCUCUCUCCUCUCUCAUUUCUUCAGUUCCUCUGAAGCCGUGCUUGCGGCGUAUCUAGAUCACCGGCGAUGGCGGACUCGCCGGAUGAUUCUUCGAGGUAUCCCGGAAACGGCAAGGACAUGGAGGACAUUACAUCCUCUGUUGCCAAUGCAAGUAGCUCUUCAGGCUCAGGUUACUGCAUUCCUGGCAAAGGGUUGUCUAAAGUGACCACAUUGCCGGCAGACAUAUCACAAGAUAAAUCGGAGUCAAGUUCAAGUAAGUUUAAGAUGGAAAGGUCAAAAACAGAGAGGCAGAGACACCUAAGUCCUGAAGAUGCAGCACAAAUUUUUGAUGACAAAGUUCCUAUCCAAGAGAAGCUUAAAUUGUUGAACAGAAUUGCUACUAUAAAAGACGAUGGAACUGUAGAAUUUGAAGUUCCUGUAGAUGUUGAACCUGAGGCUAAUUUUGCUCGAUCCAAACAAGUAAAUCAUGUCGUUGAUGACUCACUUGAUGCAACAGACUUUCAUUACAUCCCACCAUUGAAUAUAGUGAUGCUUAUUGUUGGUACACGAGGAGAUGUGCAACCCUUUAUUGCAAUAGGCAAACGCAUGCAGGACUAUGGGCAUCGUGUUAGAUUAGCAACCCAUUCAAAUUUUAAGGAGUUUGUUUUGACAGCUGGGUUGGAGUUUUAUCCAUUAGGCGGUGAUCCAAAAGUUCUUGCUGGUUAUAUGGUUAAAAAUAAGGGAUUUCUGCCAUCGGGACCUUCUGAGAUACCUAUUCAGCGAAAUCAAAUGAAAGAAAUUAUUAACUCUCUGCUUCCAGCCUGUAAAGAACCUGAUAUUGAUUCUGGUGUCCCAUUUAAAGCUGAUGCAAUCAUUGCUAACCCCCCUGCAUAUGGACAUACCCAUGUGGCAGAGGCACUUAAAAUUCCAAUUCAUAUUUUUUUCACAAUGCCAUGGACGCCAACCACCGAAUUUCCGCAUCCGCUGUCACGUGUAAAGCAACAGGCUGGUUAUAGGCUUUCAUAUCAAAUAGUUGACUCUUUGAUUUGGCUCGGAAUACGCGACAUGAUUAAUGAUCUUAGGAAGAAAAAGUUGAAGCUACGACCAGUCACAUAUUUAAGUGGCUCACAAGGCUCUGAAACUGAUGUUCCACAUGCAUAUAUAUGGAGUCCUCAUCUUGUUCCUAAACCAAAAGAUUGGGGACCAAAAAUUGAUGUAGUAGGGUUUUGCUUUCUUGAUCUUGCGUCAAACUAUGAACCACCAGAGUCCCUUGUAAAAUGGCUUGAAGAAGGUGACAAACCUAUUUACAUUGGAUUUGGUAGCCUGCCUGUUCAAGAACCAAAAAGGAUGACACAAAUAAUUGUAGAUGCAUUGGAGAUCACUGGACAGAGGGGCAUCAUCAAUAAAGGAUGGGGAGGUCUUGGGAAUUUGGCAGAACCAAAGGACUCUAUAUACUUAUUGGAUAAUUGCCCGCAUGAUUGGCUUUUCUUGCGUUGCAAGGCUGUGGUUCAUCACGGAGGUGCUGGAACAACAGCUGCCGGGCUCAAAGCUGCUUGCCCAACAACCAUAGUUCCUUUUUUCGGCGAUCAACCAUUUUGGGGUGAGAGAGUACAUGUUAGAGGAGUUGGUCCUCCACCUAUCCCAGUUGAUGAGUUUUCGCUUCCCAAGUUAGUUGAUGCAUUAAAACUUAUGCUGGAUCCCAAGGUAAAGGAACGUGCAAUUGAACUUGCUAAGGCCAUGGAAAAUGAGGAUGGAGUGACAGGAGCUGUGAAAGCAUUUUUUAAACAGCUUCCUCAAAAAAAACCAGAGCCUGAUGCAGAUCCGCAACCCACUAGUUUUUUCUCUGUAGGAAGAUGUUUUGGUUGUUCCUGAUUCAAAUGCAGUGGGUGAAACCCCACUUUUUGGUUAUUAAUGGUGUAAAUCACAAAUAGUUCUGCAUCUAUGGGAUGUGCCGACUUGUCACCCUGUCAUGUGAUUGUAUAAUUUCAUGCAUCCUUCUAUUCGUACUAUUUAGCUUGAGAUUCAACUUGUAUGUAAACUAGCAUAAUACCCGUGUGUUCGCCGGGUAAUGUUGGAUUUUAUUUGUAUUUUAAAACUACUUUUACAUAUAUACCUAAAAUAAUAUAUUAUUAUUA
Molecule: messenger RNA, 2333 nt
Organism: Glycine soja
Lineage: Eukaryota; Viridiplantae; Streptophyta; Magnoliopsida; Fabales; Fabaceae
Product: sterol 3-beta-glucosyltransferase UGT80A2-like
Exons: 14
Coding region: 286-2070 (594 amino acids)
Biological process (GO): carbohydrate metabolic process
Molecular function (GO): hexosyltransferase activity; UDP-glycosyltransferase activity
Source: RefSeq, a predicted model, not a curated record